Messenger RNA from Drosophila santomea, 673 nucleotides. RefSeq lists its product as uncharacterized. NCBI's taxonomy places the organism in Eukaryota, Metazoa, Arthropoda, Insecta, Diptera, Drosophilidae. The record is from RefSeq and is a predicted model, not a curated record.
AAGCGUAAUUUAAUUGGAAUAAAUGUUUUUAUUUGUAAUACCAAUGCAAAAGAUUCGAAGCCCCAAAAGUGCUAUUAAUUUUAUGCUUCAACUGGAUGUAAAUGGACCGUUAAAGCUGCGCUCUUCUUGUCGAUGCCUGCGUUUAUCCAAAACCAAAAACCAGCCGCAGAGCAACGAACCAGCGACCGCCGAAACAUUUCAAAGACAAUCCACCAACAGCGGCAACACCGUCAACAGUCGGCCACACCACCAUCCAUUCACCAUUACCAUCGCCAUCGCCAACAGGACGAGGACAAUGGAUCAACUCAAACUCAGACCUUGUAACUGCCUGACCGCACAUCCACCGACAGUGGCCGGAAUGGGGUUUGUGGAUCCUUUCUUCCAGUGCACCCUUCGUCUUGCCAGUUUUCAAAAAGGGUUGUCCGAAAAGGGUUGCCCCCGCACCCCGAUACCUAUUGAAGGCUCGUGGAGCAAACGGUUUCGGCAUUUCCUUUUUGUUUCCGCCGGCAUCCUUUGGCCAAGACACGGACACCUUCCCCCCAUCCCUGCGUUUCCACAAUGGAAAAUACAAUUUUCGCAAUCUUUGCUUAUCUUUUCUCUCUGCGGCUGCCUCGUUUGCUGCACGAUUCGUUGUUGCUGCUGUUGGCCAUCCAGAAAAUCGGUAAAAAGCUAA